Molecule: messenger RNA, 2280 nt
Organism: Aspergillus candidus
Lineage: Eukaryota; Fungi; Ascomycota; Eurotiomycetes; Eurotiales; Aspergillaceae
Exons: 1
Coding region: 1-2280 (759 amino acids)
Source: RefSeq, a predicted model, not a curated record
AUGUCCCAUCAGCCCUUUUCCAUCCCCUCGAGAACAUCGAGCGCCAACGCGCUGAACCCCGAAAUGCUCCCCUCAAAGCCGAGCCAGGAUAACCUGAAGGAACACAGGACAUCCAAAGCGCAGAAGAUACUAGGAACGUCUGAAGUUGCGGUGCAGCAGAUCAACAGGGACCGCGAGGAGAAACGGCGAACCCGGCGGCCAACCUUUAUGCGGUCCCCAGAAACCAAAUCCAAGAAGAGCAGCGGCUUCGUGACCUUCCCCGUGGCGCCCGCAAACCCAAGCAUACCACCACAGAACCUCCGUGUUCGAGCGUCCUCUCCCCUGCUGGGUCAAGAAUAUCGAGCGCGAGAUACCGCCGCCCCCCCGCUUCCGGAGCCCAAAAGAAAGAUCCAUCAAUCGGGCUCUGCUUUGGCUCUAUACUCCCAUUUUAACUUCCGAGACUCCACAAGCGAUCAAGGCGCGGGUUCGGAAAGCGGACGCAAGAGUAGCGGGCGCGGCAGUAGCCGGGGCCGUGAUGCGAAACCAGACCCCUCGCUGGACUUUGGUUUGAAACAAUCCAAGGGGCCGGCGAAGGAAUCUAAGCGGAAGAUACGACCCCCCCGCAUUGACCUUUCUCUGCUGUUUCCGAAACCGCGCGCCGAAGCGGCUCCCCUUCUCUCGCCGCAACGCAUGGUGGAGUCGCCGUCUCCUGUCUCCAUCGCUUCGGGAAUGGCUCCUGCGCCUCCCAAGACGCCGGAUCACCACGUUGCUGCGAAGCCCCAGACAAAAGCAGCGCCAACGCAGACACCCCCUGCCAAGCCACGGAGUCGUCCAGCCGCCAAUACGGUCCGCGGGCCGUCCACGAUCUUCGAGAAAAAUAACGACAACUGGUUCGACCCCUCGUUGGAAAAGACGGUGCGCACCAUCGAAAUGGACAUGGCCCUGCAGAACCCCGACCCCGCGCGUCACAGCCGCUUCCUCCAGCGCCCGCGAAGCCGAGAAGAGCUCGAAGCGAGUGCUCUCCCAGCGGACCAUCUGCGCAAGGUUCCCUCGAAUAGCUCCAUUGGUGGCUGGAGCAAGGAGACCCAUCUUUCUCCUCGAGAUUGCUCGCGAGUCCAUGUAAACGGCCCCGCGAAUUCCACCCGGCCGCGACAGAUUAGCGCAUCUUCUGCGCCGCACAGUUCUACGUCGGAGAAGAGUCGCAGUAGCACCUUGAAGGAUACCGACCUGACCAUGUCUAGUGUGCUGUGCCUCUCCUCGUCGGAAGAUGAGGACGAAGAGGAGGAUCACGUUCUACCCAAGGACCGUGGCAUCCCCAGGGGGCCGAGAGAUAGCGUCGCCAUGUACAGCAAUUUCGGGGCCGAGUUAGGCACAGCGGCCGGGCCCCAGGCGACGAAGGGAGUACCGAGACGGGCAGAACCGAGUGGCUCAGUGGGCAGUCAUAGAUCGAGCAGCCAGAGAUCCGCUUCGACUCAGAGACAGCCAUCCUUCCGCCGAGCCCCGUCGACUAGGGGGUUGCCGGCAUCAGCUCCACAGAGUCAGUCGCGUCGAUCAAGCCUCGUGCCAACCAUCAUGGAGCCCGAACCACCCCACGGGGAGCCUCUCUCCACCGGGGCCCGAAGUUCGGUCAAGCCCGCUCUCUCCCAGAAGGAAAUGUACCGGAGAAGUCGAGUGAUGGCCGUCACGAGGCAAGAAGAAGAUCUCCUGGCCGCCAUCCGCGAGCGCAGGGGGAAAAUCACCCCGAGUAUCUUCCCUGACGGCCGAGGCGACGCAGACACCCCCGAGCCCGACCGGGGGUCCGUAUACUCGGCAGCCCCGUCGCGGGAAUCUUUCUACGGCUCGGAGACAUCCUUCUUGCGAUUGAGCGGCGCCUUUCCUCUCAAUACCGCUCUGGCAGACCAAGGUGCAACUCAACAUGAAAAAGGCGCUCCUUCCAACUCCCUGGGCGUGGAAUCUGACACUGAGCAGAAAACCACCCCGGUCAGCGCCUCCCCUCGCACUAGCCUGGUGUAUACGGAAAGCCUCCCUUCUCCAGCCACCAGCAGCGCGUCUCCAUUGACCCCGACCCUCCCUAUCCACCGCUUUUCACCACUGCCAUCACAGAAACCCCACCCCCGCCAUCCUCCCCCCGCUGUCCCCACGGUUCGGAGGCAACACUCCCGACGACGCACGGACAGCAGCGAGGCUAUCGUGCUGGGCGAGAGCGGGGAGUCCAGGGAUCGACACGACUUUCCCAUCUGGGCGCUUGGAUGGAGUAAUGACGAUGGGAGCCAUGGAUCUCACCUGACGACUGUGCAUUGA